GGGAGUCAGCAGCGUGGUGCAGAGAUGUGUCCACAAGAGGACAGACAUGGAAUACGCGGUCAAGAUCAUCGAGGUGACCGACGAGAGCAUGAGCUCAGCCCAACUGGACGAGGUCCGCAGAUCCACCCAGAAGGAGAUCGAGAUCUUGCGGCUGGUCACCGGACAUCCAAGCAUCAUCACUCUCAUUGACUAUUACACCUCUGAGACCGUCACCUUCCUCGUGUUUGAUCUGAUGAAGCGAGGGGAGCUGUUUGACUACCUCACUCACAAAGUAGUCCUGAGCGAGAAGGAAACCAGGAACAUGAUGAGGGCGCUCCUACAGGCCAUUGACUACCUCCACAACCGAAACAUUGUUCACCGGGACGUGAAGACCGAGAACAUCCUGCUGGACGAACACACCAACAUCCGACUCUCCGACUUUGGCUUUGCCUGUCACCUCGGGCCCGGAGAGAAGCUCCGAGAGCUCUGCGGGACCCCAGGAUACCUGGCUCCUGAGCUCCUCACCUGCUCCAUGGACGAGACGCACCCGGGUUACGGCAAAGAGGUGGACAUUUGGUCUGCUGGAGUUGUCAUGUAUACCAUGCUGGCUGGCUCCCCACCCUUCUGGCACCGGAAGCAGAUGGUGAUGCUGCACAUGAUCAUGGAGGGGAAGUACCAGAUGACCUCGAACGAAUGGCAGGAUCGGUCGGACACCGUCAAAGACCUGAUUGGGAAGAUGCUGACAGUGGACCCCACCAAGAGAAUCACUGCUGAAGAAGCCCUGAGCCACCCCUUCUUCCAGAGUUACAUUCCCGAAGUUCGCCACUUCAGCCCCCUCCGAAUGUUCCGGGUAGGUGCCAGGCCAACGUAAGGGGGAGCCAGUGUCUUCACAGUGGGUAC
Molecule: messenger RNA, 879 nt
Organism: Chiloscyllium plagiosum (whitespotted bambooshark)
Lineage: Eukaryota; Metazoa; Chordata; Chondrichthyes; Orectolobiformes; Hemiscylliidae
Source: RefSeq, a predicted model, not a curated record